This is a messenger RNA of Anneissia japonica, 577 nucleotides long. RefSeq lists its product as uncharacterized. The transcript is spliced from 5 exons. The record is from RefSeq and is a predicted model, not a curated record. The coding region runs from base 17 to 478 and encodes 153 amino acids. Lineage: Eukaryota; Metazoa; Echinodermata; Crinoidea; Comatulida; Comatulidae.
UAAAAAAAGAAAUUCAAUGCAUCUUGCUUCUUUUCAAUACAGAAAAUAUAUUCUUUUUGGAAUUAACAAAUACAAGCACACAAGGAUGCCAAAAUAUUUGGGUGUGAUGAAGAUGUUUAUCCAGAUGCCACAAACAUUUUUGACAGCCAUCCGACUGUGUUCAUCAUCAUCACAACCUUUAAAUUUCCUUGAAUUGAUAGUGAAUUUUGACAAAAAGAAAAAGACACCUUUUUUUGGAAUUUAUCACUGCGGCAAAUGUAAGAAGGGUUGGUGUAGUGCCUUCAGCUACAAAGGUGUAUGGCAGCAAUGCAAACGAUGCCAAUCUCUAUGUUACCCAUUUAAGAAGAAAGAUGGAAAUGUUAGGAGAAAACAUCCAAGAAAUUCAGCUAAUUCUCAUAGGCAGGAUCUUUGUGGAAUGUGUCACAAACUAGGCUACAACUGCAAGGACAGUAUAGAAGAUGGCAUUGCUAGCAAAUGAUUGCAGGUGUUCUAGUAGUUGAUCAGUCUCAUUCACACUAGAAAAGAAGUGCAGCGGGUCUCAUUCAAUUGUUAUCAUUCACACAGUACAUAUCUUUAU